Messenger RNA from Tachysurus fulvidraco (yellow catfish), 3028 nucleotides. RefSeq names its product cytohesin 1b (gene cyth1b). Gene Ontology annotation, molecular function: guanyl-nucleotide exchange factor activity. The record is from RefSeq and is a predicted model, not a curated record. Gene Ontology annotation, biological process: regulation of ARF protein signal transduction. Bases 412 to 1662 code for a protein of 416 amino acids. Lineage: Eukaryota; Metazoa; Chordata; Actinopteri; Siluriformes; Bagridae. The transcript is spliced from 13 exons.
AAUAUAAACACAGAGUGGAGGGGAGAAACUGAUUCGCUGCGAGAAAAGCUCAACAAAAUGGGCAAAGAGCUAUAGUGUCAGUGAUAAGAAGAAAGCAAAGAAUGGAUUUAUUGAGUGGGAGGAGAUGAGACACAAGGAGACUCAGUCAGACUGAUUGAGAGACUGACAGACAGCACACACCGGUGUGAUCCUGUCUGAAUGAAUCCAUCUCUAUGAAUGUUUUCAUUUGGAAUCACUAACUGCAAAAAAUAUCUGCGCAAGUUCCCUUUUCUACUACCAGGAUUGAAAAGGGAAGCAAACUAUCUUUCACUUUGGCUGUCUGUUCUCCAAAGCAGAUAAUUCUCUCAUUUAUUUCUGCGCUUCGUGAAGUGUGAUCGGAGUGUGUAUUGAGUCGGUGUGCUCUAAACUGAGAUGGGGACGGUGAGCGAACUUUGUGCUUCCAGCUUCCAGGCGUUCAUGUGUCCCACUGUGUGCCCAGCUGCACCAGCAGUGCCAGAUGACCUGACGCCAGAGGAGAAGCAGGAGCUGGAGAAUAUACGGCGCCGAAAGCAGGAGCUGCUUGAGGACAUCCAGAGACUCAAGGAUGAGAUAGCGGAGGUGACGAAUGAGAUUGAGAACCUGGGGUCCACUGAAGAAAGGAAAAAUAUGCAAAGGAAUAAACAGGUGGCAAUGGGCCGAAAGAAAUUCAACAUGGAUCCCAAAAAGGGGAUCCAGUUCCUCAUAGAGAACGACCUGCUUAAGAAUACCUGUGAGGAUAUCGCUCAGUUCCUCUAUAAGGGUGAGGGCCUCAACAAGACGGCCAUCGGAGAUUAUCUAGGUGAAAGAGAUGAAUUCAAUAUUAAAAUUCUUCAUGCUUUUGUGGAGCUUCAUGAAUUUACGGAUCUCAACCUGGUCCAAGCACUCCGACAAUUCUUGUGGAGUUUCCGGUUACCCGGUGAAGCCCAGAAGAUAGACCGCAUGAUGGAGGCUUUUGCACAGCGUUACUGUCGGUGCAACACAGGUGUCUUUCAGUCCACAGAUACUUGCUAUGUUCUUUCAUUUGCCGUCAUCAUGUUGAAUACAAGCCUACACAACCCUAAUGUAAAGGACAAGCCUUCAGCUGAGCGCUUCAUAGCCAUGAACAGAGGCAUCAAUGAUGGGGGAGACCUACCAGAGGACUUGCUCAGGAACCUUUAUGAAAGCAUCAAGAAUGAGCCCUUUAAGAUACCAGAAGACGAUGGCAAUGACCUAACACACACAUUCUUUAAUCCAGACCGUGAGGGCUGGUUGCUGAAAUUGGGGGGACGGGUCAAAACGUGGAAAAGAAGGUGGUUUAUCUUGACGGAUAACUGCCUUUAUUACUUUGAAUUCACAACUGAUAAAGAGCCAAGAGGGAUUAUACCCCUGGAAAAUCUGAGCAUCAGAGAAGUGGAGGAUUCAAAGAAACCUAACUGCUUUGAGCUCUUCAUCCCAGACAAUAAGGAUCAAGUGAUCAAGGCCUGCAAGACUGAGGCAGAUGGUCGAGUGGUCGAGGGAAACCACACAUUCUACAGAAUCUCAGCCCCAACCAUUGAAGAAAAAGAGGAAUGGAUCAGUAGUAUUAAAGCUGCCAUCAGCAGGGACCCCUUCUAUGAGAUGCUUGCAGCCAGGAAGAAGAAGGUGUCCUCUAUAAAGAGGCAGUAGAUUUUCCUGAUUCCUUGAAACUUUGGAGCCCAUGUAUAUACAGUAUCAUUGCUGAAGACUAAAUGAAGGACACCCAAGAAGGAAAUGACCUGUGACUUUUGCAAGUGGACAAAUGAAACCUAGACGCCAUAACUGUGGACCGGACCAGUCCUACUCAGGAAUGCUCUGGGGUUUUCAUGUGGAAAUGGUGAACUGCACUGGGAGUUUUGUGAGCCUUGUGUGACACUGCUUUUCACUUUGAUUUACUUUAUUAUGCUUUUUGAGUAAACAUGCAUACAUACUCAUUCAGGGAUUUGUAUGUAUUGAAGGAUUAUAGCAUUGGACAGAGGCUCUUAAACUGCAAAUGUUACAAAAUAAAUGUGUGUAAAUGUAUUAUGUAUAGCCUGUGUCAAUCUAUGAACAUUUUAAAUCAGCAGGUCUGACUGUACAAGGCAACUGACGUAAAAGCUGCUGAAAAAUAUGUAUUUCAGAUUUAGUUUUUGUUUGUUUGAUACAUGUACAGACAGCAGGAUAAGUACGUAUAUUAUCUGCACGUUCUCCGGAAUAUUUCAUAAGCUGUGUUUCUUGAUCGGCUUCCAUAAUGACAUUCAUGUGGCUUUUUACAUACUUGUAAUCAUUGUCUUUGUAUUGUCCGCUGUUAUAUUUUGUCUGCUUCUUGAAAUGAAGAUAUGUGCUUGUCUCAUUUCCAAAGCUAUUUUUAUAUGCCUUAAUGACUGAAGCAGUGGAUUUGUUUUUAUACUGAUUUGUUCAGUCUGUAGUUCAUAAAAAUGAAAGUGGCCUUACAUCCUGUAAUGUACAGUGUAAAGAAGACAUUUUCUGUUUUCUGUUUUUUCUUCUCUAUAUUACCUUGGGGCUUUUGUAUUUGUUUGACCUGAUCCAGUGAUACACUUAAGGUAGGUUUGGCAUUUUUGUCCCUCUCGGCUUGUGCGUCAUUCUUGUGCAACAGCACGGCCUGUUGUAUGUUUUUUCUUAGUUAAUGUGGGAGGACAAUUUUACAUUUUAAAUAUUAAAAUGGAGUAGUAAUAAUGAUGAUGAUUAUGAUCAUGGUGAGGAUGGGUUGCUUUACUAAAAUAGUCCGAAAUGCAAGAUAUUUCAGUAUUUAAAUUGUUUCUUUGUUGAAGUGCACAGAAAUAUUAGAGGAGGCGAUGUCAACGGAUCACUUCUGUAUAUAUUUUAAAAGUUGUAUUUUUGUCUGAAUGCGUUUGUAUAAAAAUAUGGUUUUGAUGAAGAUCUUUUAUCUUUUAGGUUUUUUUUUUUUGCAAUUGCCAUGUAGGUUUGAGUCUUGAAAUAAAACUCUAAAACAAAUGGACUAAAAAAUAUUUUAUCAUGUCUGAAAUCCAGACACAAUAAAAUGGUUUUGGUCGUC